GUACAUUUGCGGAGGGAUAACAUUAGAAGUCACUGUUGGAGCUAGAAAAGGUGUGAUGGAGCCACAGAUCCUCAUACUGACUGAGUUCAAGUAAGGUCUUGUCGGGACAGGGUACGGCGCAUACACGGAUGCGAAAGCAUGGAAUGCAGUUCAAAUAUCUAUGAUCCCCCACAAUUGCAACGUGACAGUUCUACACGUUUCAUUCAAGGUCAACAUUGGACUUCGGUCAGCUGUAACCGCAGACAUUAUCGAUGAUAUUUAUCUUCUUGUGGAACAGGAAUUGUAUGAGCAGCAUCUUUUUACCGGUCGGCGGUGAGCAAUGACAUCUUUCACCGAAGAGAUUAACCUACGCUGUCAGUAUCUGAAACAAGAUUUCGGACCAAGUUUUCAAUUCAAAGUUGUGGUAUUUAGGAGUGGGUAUGUAACUUGCUAACUAACACUGUAGCCGUGUCUUGAGCUCUCGGUGCCUGGAAGGAUAGCUAGCUCAGGCACCUUCUACGUUUCCUGCUUUCACGAAUGUUGUUAGCCAGCUUGCGACAGUACCUGGAACUGCUGCAUCCAUCUCAAAUAGCUAACUAAAGUUGGCUAGCUAGCCAGCCAAUUGUCGAACAUGGAUAUUUUGUCGGUCCUUUAGAAAACCAGUUGCUAGUGAGGAAAGUGUGUUCAUGACACGCUAACUACACGAUUUCCAGCUCACUUUCCCCCCUAAAUUCUUUAAGUUAUAAAAACGAAUUUCAACAUGUCUGUUCGCGUAGCCUUACACUCACCCAGUGGCUCCAGAAGUUUUCUGGAGCGGGGACUCCUACUUCUGGUGAUAUUGAUCUUACUGGAGGGCACCGUACUGACGCUUGGAGCUGCCAGCUCACCGGACAUCGGCGCUCAGGACAACACUGGAGGACACGACCACCGGGACGACCACAGAGGGAUAGAAGGCAGUCGCGGCAAUACUAACUACACGUACACAAAAAAGGCCUUUCCAGUCCUGUCUCUAGAUUACCAUCACAUACAGGUGCCUUUCGAGAUCUCGUUGUGGGUGUUGCUGGCCUCAUUAAUGAAAUUAGGGUUCCACCUGAUCCCCCGGCUGUCCAGCAUCGUGCCCGAGUCCUGUCUGCUCAUUGUGGUGGGCCUCCUGGUCGGCGGACUCAUCAAGCUGGUGGGCGAGGAGGUACCCCCCGUGCUGGACUCCAAGCUCUUCUUCCUGUGCCUCCUCCCCCCGAUCAUCCUGGAUGCGGGCUACUUCCUGCCCAUCCGGCCCUUCAUGGAGAACAUCGGCACCAUCCUGAUGUUCGCCGUGGUCGGCACCCUGUGGAACGCCUUUUUCGUAGGGGGUCUCCUCUACGCCGUGUGCCAGAUCGAGGGCACGUACCUGAGCCAGGUGGAGCUGCUGCCCUGCCUGCUGUUCGGGAGCAUCAUCUCGGCCGUGGACCCGGUGGCCGUGCUGGCUGUGUUUGAGGAGAUCCACAUCAACGAGCUGCUGCACAUUCUGGUGUUCGGAGAGUCGCUGCUCAAUGAUGCCGUCACUGUGGUCUUAUACCACCUGUUUGAGGAGUACUCUGGGGCAGGCGAGGUAACGCCAAUGGACGUGGUCCUCGGGGUCAUCUGCUUCCUGAUUGUGUCGCUGGGCGGCAUCGCCGUGGGCGCCAUCUACGGUAUCCUGGCGGCCUUCACCUCCCGGUUCACCUCGCACACCCGCGUCAUCGAGCCCCUCUUCGUGUUCGUUUACAGCUACAUGGCCUACCUCUCGGCUGAGAUGUUCCACCUGUCUGGAAUUAUGGCGCUGAUUGCGUGCGGCGCUGUGAUGCGACCCUACGUGGAGGCCAACAUAUCCCACAAGUCCCACACCACCGUCAAGUACUUCCUGAAGAUGUGGAGCAGCGUGAGCGAGACCCUCAUCUUCAUCUUCCUGGGCGUGGCCACGGUGGCCGGGCCGCACUCCUGGAACUGGACCUUUGUCUCCGUCACCGUCAUCCUCUGUCUGGUGUCACGUGUCAUUGGCGUGGUGGGCCUUACCUUCAUCAUCAACAAGUUCCGCAUCGUCAAGCUGACCACCAAGGACCAGUUCAUUGUGGCCUACGGUGGCCUGCGAGGGGCCAUCGCCUUCUCCCUGGGCUACCUGCUAGACAAGGACCUCUUCCCCACGAAGACCAUGUUCCUCACUGCCAUCAUCACCGAAAUCUUCUUCACCGUGUUUGUACAGGGCAUGACUAUCAAACCCCUGGUGGACCUGUUGGCCGUGAAGAAGAAGCAGGAGGCCAAGCGCUCCAUCAAUGAGGAGAUCCACACCCAGUUCCUGGACCAUCUGCUGACUGGCAUUGAGGACAUCUGUGGACACUACGGCCAUCACCACUGGAAAGACAAGCUAAACCGCUUCAACAAGAAGUACAUAAAGAAGUGCCUGAUAGCGGGCGAGCGCUACAAGGAGCCGCAGCUCAUCGCCUUCUACCACAAGAUGGAGUUCAAGCAGGCUAUCGAGCUGGUGGAGAGCGGCGGGGGCGUCAAGCUGCCCUCCGCCAUGCCCUCGCAGGUCUCCAUGCAGAACAUCCAGCCCAAGAAGCUGCCGCCCGCUGUAGCAGAGCGGGCCCUGCCUCAGUUCACCAAGGGCCGUGAGGAGGAGAUCAGGAAGAUCCUCAGGAGUAACCUGCAGAAGACCCGCCAGAGGCUGCGCUCCUACAACCGACACACUCUCAUGGCCGAUCCUUUCGAGGAUGGAUGGAAUGACUUCCUCCUGAAGAAGCAGAGGAUGAUCGAGCUAGAGAAGAAGAUGACAGAGAUGAGUAACUACCUCACAGUCCCUGCCGCACCUCCCGACUCCCCCACCAUGUGCAGAGCCAGACUGGCCUCAGACCCCAACGCCUUCUACAACAUCAAGGCCUCUUCAGACGGCGUCCCCACCAUCCAGGUGGACCUAGCCUCCCCCCAGUCCCCGGACUCUGUCAACAUGCUGAACGAGUUCUCCAAGCGGGGUGCCACGGACCAGGACCUGGGUCAGAGGGAGGGGGCCGACCGGGAUGAGGACCAAGGCCUGAUGAUGAAGCCGUCCUCGGCCGGGAAAGAGGAGAAGGGAGAGGAAGAGGGGGGCAACAAGAACCCAGGGCUGAUGAGGUGUCUGAGUGACCCGGGCCCUAGUAAUGAGGAUGAGGAGGAUGAACCAUUCCUUCCCUAAAAAAAACAACUAGCUCCUCCCAUUGUGAGGAAUAGGGAGCGGUGUGGUUGCAGCAGCUCCUCCCCCUGAGCGGGGCACUACAGGGGAAAGGUCCACCUCCUCUCACUCCACCACCACCUCAUUUGAGUUUGCUAUCCCAUUGGUUGAGGAACCAAUGAAGCCAAAACUGUUAAGAAAGGACUUAGGACAUAACUUGUUUUAUGAACCAAAAGAGAAAAGGAGACUAUAGCCAUCUAUAGCCAUCUUUUUUCAAUAGUUGUCAUUGCUCUUUUUUCAUUUUUUAAGUGAUAGGAAGGCAGUCGCCGCCUUGGGUGAUCUUGGGUUUGGUGGGAAUUAGCCCGAGAGACGGGGGAACAUAAUUAUGCGUUACCAAAGGUUUGGACUGGUGACAAAGUUCCACAUUUGUUUUCAUAACCUUUACGAUCGUUCUUCUACUUUUAAGAAAAGUCAGACACUUAGAGUAAACCCCUUUUCACUAGGUGCAUUUUUAUCACACAAUUAACCACUUAACUGCUUCUUUUGAAUUUCAGGGUUAAUAUGAGACUGUUGUUUAUGUGGUUGUCUUUUGUCAUCGUUUGUCAUUCAGCUGGUCAGGGUUUUACUUGGUGCUGUACACAGGAUGUACUCCACGCUGGAUGUAAUGUUUUCACUGUGCUAAACUCGAUGGACCUCUUUCUUCAAGGUCUCGCCUAUGGAGACCCUAAAACUAAGGAAUGUGCCAAGCGCAGACUUGGAAAUGUUGAGAUGCAAACCCUGGCAUCGCCGCUUCAAGCAUCGCCUCUCUAUUUGAAUCGAACGUACAACAUCGGCAGCGUCGCUGAGACGUGUAUGCUGUGCAGUAUAAGCUCUAUUUACAUAAAAGAAGGAUUGUGAUGCAACACCAAGAGAUGUGUUGAUCUUGAAUGGACUUAACUCCCCUAUAUAAGCCAAUCCCUAAAAUCACACCAAAUACUGUUAUCCUCCUGACACCCAGCCAAAAAAGAUUUUGGAAUGUCUUCAUUUUGUGUUUUGAGUUAAAAUAAUUUACAAAGACAAAUUUGUUUUGCGCUGUAGUGGACAUAAAGAAACGGUUGAUAGUAAAUAUUAAAAAUUUAUAUCACAGUAGGUAAACAUAGUUGUCACAUCCUGAUGUCCUCUACAAAGGACAUUUAUAAAUGUGAAAAAAGGAUUACACUGCUCUGAUAACUCACCAAAUUAUUUCUAAGUUAUUUACUAGAAGAAAUUUGAUUAUCAAACUCACAAAAAUGUUAUUACACCAAUACACACACUUAUCUUCUUACCACAACAUAUGCUAAUUGUGUUGGCAGCCAUUUUGAAAAUCCAGGAAGAGAAAGUUAUCUAGGUCACACCCCCACUCAUGUGAUAUCACUGAAAAACCCAGAAUGUCCUCUCAGGUACAACGGGACUUAAUACAGUGGCAUGUCAAAGAGAGUGUACAAAAAUGAAUUGGUGGGUCUCAGGAUGAUAUGUUCCCUUUAAGAAAAUGCUCUAGUAUGGGCCAUUUCAGAACCAUUUUGUGGUGUUUUCUCCAUAUUCUCUUGCCGGUAGUCGCAUCUUACAAUUCAUCUUACAUCUUAUGGGUUUGAUCUGUUCUUUACUCUCUUGCACCUUAUUUACAUCAACUGUUUUGACAUUUUUAAAAGACCUUGUUGCCAGUUUAACGUUCCCCAUUGGUUUUUAGCACUCCCCUUUUGAAAAUCUAGUGACAUUUUGGGUUUUAGGCAUCACUGUAAAGGAUAUGAGGUGUGAGGGGACUAUGGAUCUUUAUCGUCUAACCACCUCAAUGGCCAAGAAUAUAUAAUUCAUUUAACCUUUUAUUUAUCCAGGUGAGUCAAUUAAAAACUAAUUCUUACACUCUGA
Molecule: messenger RNA, 5023 nt
Organism: Salvelinus namaycush (lake trout)
Lineage: Eukaryota; Metazoa; Chordata; Actinopteri; Salmoniformes; Salmonidae
Product: sodium/hydrogen exchanger 1-like
Exons: 12
Coding region: 740-3163 (807 amino acids)
Biological process (GO): sodium ion transport; regulation of pH; proton transmembrane transport
Cellular component (GO): membrane
Molecular function (GO): sodium:proton antiporter activity
Source: RefSeq, a predicted model, not a curated record